Molecule: messenger RNA, 1647 nt
Organism: Anopheles merus
Lineage: Eukaryota; Metazoa; Arthropoda; Insecta; Diptera; Culicidae
Product: 30 kDa salivary gland allergen Aed a 3-like
Exons: 5
Coding region: 814-1572 (252 amino acids)
Source: RefSeq, a predicted model, not a curated record
AAUCCGACAGAAGAUGACAGUUUAUGUGCUUUUCCGGAACUUAAUCAAGAUAACACCUUUUUUGGCAGUCCAUUGAUCGUUAUUUUUACGUCUACUGAAGGAUGUCUGUUAUCGGGUCAAGUCCAGCAAGGAUCAAAUCUCGCAUACGAUAUGCUGAUUAGCUCGAGACUUAAUGUUAUAUACAAAACUCUUAUACAUGCUCUAGAUCAGGAUUGUUGCGCUACACUGUCUUCCAUGUCGAACUUUGGCGCACUGAUCAUCGCUGUAAUCUCAAUGGAUUUGAAUUUCAAUACUUCUUUAGGAGGAGGAGGGCUAGACAGAUCUCCAAGCGCAAUUUAUGGUUGCAACUCCUCAUCCUUGUAAGCUCCCGAUCUACCUGACCUGAUCCAGCAUUCGAACUAAAAGCACAGAUCAAGCACUGUUUCACACGAUCCGUAGCACAGUUCUACUGCAAAGCGAUUUUCAUUAUUUUCCAGCUUCAACCUCCUCUCACGCGGGUGUGCGCUUUUCCUCGUCGGGAUAAAAUUACUAAAUGUAAACUUUGCAUGCAAUUAUGUCGCUGUAUGGUAAGCAAAUAAAAAUCUGUCCUAUUGCAACACGUCGCUUGUUUGCAGCGGAUAUUUGCCCACAGUAAAGCCUGAUCGCCUGUGCAUUGUAUUUAACACGUGCUGCAAGCUGUAUCAAUACCGAUCGAUUGUAUGAUUCCACGAUCUCUGUGUGGUAUAAAAACGGCGCUGAACAGCAAUAAAGAUCAUCACUUACAUUUGUUUUAUUCUCCACGGAGUCAGUGAAAUAACACCACAAACAUAAACGAUGAAGUUUCUACUGCUUGUGACCAGUGUAUUAUGCCUUGCGCUAAUCGUAUCCGCCCGUCCGGCUGACGACACUUCCGAUCAAGAAUCAUCUACUGAGCUAAGCGAAGACGCUGGGGCAGAGGAGGGUGCAGAGGAUGCUGGGUCGGAUGCGGAAACCGAUGCCGGUGCAGCUGACGGUGAAGAAGGAGCAACGGACACAGAGUCAGGGGCGGAGGGUGAUGAUAGUGAAAUGGACUCCGCUAUGAAAGAAGGCGAAGAAGGUGCAGGUAGCGAUGAUGCAGUGAGUGGAGCCGACGAUGAAACCGACGAGUCAAAGGAUGACACAGAAGAGGGCAGCGAAGAAGGUGGCGAAGAGGGUGGCGAUGGCGAGAGUGGUGGUGAAGGAGGUGAAAAAGAGUCCCCCCGUAACACGUACCGUCAGGUGCACAAGCUGCUGAAAAAGAUCAUGAAGGUUGACACCAAGGACAAGUACCUGAAGUCGUUCGUUGUGGGCCGUCUGCAAGAACGGUUGAUGAACCCUACCAUCGAUCUGGUCAGCACUAUCGAAAAGUAUUCCAAGAUUAAGGAGUGCUUCAGCUCACUGGACAAGGACGUAUCAGCCAUGGUAAAGGAGUCCGAAAAGUCGUACGAAGAGUGUAGCAAGGAUAAGACCAACACUAGCUGCGGCACGGAAGGCACCCGGGAGCUGGACGAUGGACUCAUCGAGCGGGAGCAGGAACUGUCCGACUGUAUCGUUGAUAAGCGCGAUGCAGAGUAGGAAACACACCGUUAACGACACAAACGCGCGGCGUUGUCCCUUGGAAUCUUGCAACAAAUAAAUGCAUCAUAUAAA